ACAGAUAAGCACAGCUAUACCAGUUCCAGUAGAGAGCUCCUACGUUAUCACCCAACUCCCAGAAACUUGGCAUUGCCUUCGCCAUUCCUACACAAUAUCUUCUCCUCAACUUCGGCUUGAAACAGUCAUUGCACCCAGUCGUAUAGACGAAAGGCUGUGAUCCGAUCACUCCAGCAGUCUAAGUUCGAGCAGCGAAGUUGCGCUGGGGAACAUGGCCUCGCGGAACGUGGGAAUAUGCCUAAUACUGGCGGUUCUUGUCCCGGCCAGUAUGGGCGGUACUCGUCGCGAGCCAAUUGAUGCAUUCAAGGCAAUGGAAAACUUCACCAAAGGCUUCAGCCUCUAUACAUCUAUCGAUGACUCGGACUUUAAAUGCCUCACUGUCUCUAGAAUAUCAUUUAAUCUUGAGGCAAGGAAAGCUGUAUACGUGUGGCAUCUGAAAGGCCCCGACGGCACAGUCAGGACAAACGUUACUUUCUACGUUGAUGACGGAGAAGCGCCCGAGAAGGUCACCUAUUUCCUGGACGAUGACACAACGACCAUUUACACUGGAUCCUGCCUGUACACGGACUAUUUGACCUGCGCUGUCAACAGAGUUUUUCUUCCGAGGCCAUGACCAUUGUAUGCUCUGGGUGAAACCUGAUGUCCUUCAAGCAGUCCCCCGACACUGUGUCGACAACUACAAGGCCAACUGUCCGACCAGGUUUCCAACUUACGAUCCCGAGCGCUGUCAUUUGGACGAAUAAAAGCAAACGCAGCGAUGCACCUGCUACUGCGCUAGAAUCAGCACUGAAA
This is a messenger RNA of Rhipicephalus microplus (southern cattle tick), 792 nucleotides long. RefSeq lists its product as uncharacterized. Gene Ontology annotation, molecular function: amine binding. Lineage: Eukaryota; Metazoa; Arthropoda; Arachnida; Ixodida; Ixodidae. Gene Ontology annotation, biological process: symbiont-mediated perturbation of host defenses. The record is from RefSeq and is a predicted model, not a curated record.